Messenger RNA from Oncorhynchus masou masou (cherry salmon), 1646 nucleotides. Its product is annotated as vitamin D 25-hydroxylase-like. Gene Ontology annotation, cellular component: cytoplasm; intracellular membrane-bounded organelle. NCBI's taxonomy places the organism in Eukaryota, Metazoa, Chordata, Actinopteri, Salmoniformes, Salmonidae. Gene Ontology annotation, molecular function: heme binding; iron ion binding; oxidoreductase activity, acting on paired donors, with incorporation or reduction of molecular oxygen, reduced flavin or flavoprotein as one donor, and incorporation of one atom of oxygen. The coding region runs from base 84 to 1610 and encodes 508 amino acids. The record is from RefSeq and is a predicted model, not a curated record. The transcript is spliced from 5 exons. Gene Ontology annotation, biological process: xenobiotic metabolic process.
UAAACAUGUGCAAGAUGAUAUAGCCUACAUAACUCUUUCACAGAGGAGAGCUUAGUCCAGAAAGCAAAGUUAGAGAUAGAAAAAUGGUAUUAAUUCAGUUAUCAUCUCUAGUCUCAGAAUUGUCGCACGGACAGGCUUUCUUAUGUCUGUGUAGUUUAUUUAUUUCCCUUAUUGUUCUUUUGCUGAUCCGACAGCUUGUGAAGCAGAGGAGACCCCGAGGAUUCCCUCCUGGACCGUCACCUAUCCCUGUCAUAGGGAACAUUAUGUCUCUAGCAACAGAACCGCACGUCUUUAUGAAGAAACAGAGUGAAAUCCAUGGGCAGAUUUUCAGUCUUGAUUUGGGAGGCUACUCAGCAGUGGUUCUGAAUGGAUAUGAUGCCAUCAGAGAAUGCCUGUACCACCAGGGUGAUGUCUUUUCUGACCGGCCAUCGCUGCCUUUAUUUAUGAAAAUGACAAAAAUGGGAGGACUUCUGAAUGCUAAAUUUGGCAACGGAUGGAUUGAACAUCGUCAACUGGCCAGCAACUCCUUUCGUUACUUUGGAAGUUUUCAAAUGCCCCUCGACCAGAAGAUCUUGGAAGAGUGCAUGUUUUUCGUGGAUGCCAUCGACGAACACAAAGGGAAACCCUUUAACCCAAAGCACCUGGUGACCAAUGCUGUGUCCAACAUCACCAACCUCAUCAUCUUCGGCGAGCGUUUCACGUACGACAACUGUGACUUCCAGCACAUGAUCGAGAUCUUCAGUGAGAAUGUGGAGCUGGCCGUCAGUGGCUGGGCCUUCCUUUAUAACGCCUUCCCAUGGAUCGAGUACCUCCCCUUCGGAAAGCACCAGAAGCUGUUCCGCAACGCAGCCAAGGUCUAUAACUUCCUGGAGCAGAUCAUCAGGCGCUUCUCAAAGGGCAGAGUGUGCAACUUCCCGCGCCACUACAUCGAUGACUAUCUGAACAAGUUGGACAAGAGUGCUGGCGACUUGGGCACCCCGUAUUCCAAGGAGAACCUAAUCUACUCUGUGGGCGAGCUCAUCAUCGCGGGCACGGAGACCACCACCAACACCCUACGCUGGGCUAUGCUCUACAUGGCCCUCUACCCCAACAUUCAAGAGAAGGUGCAUACAGAGCUGGACAGUGUGCUGGGAAGUGAGAAGUCCCCCUCGCUGGCGGACAAAAAGAGGAUGCCCUAUGUGGAAGCAGUGCUACAUGAGGUCCUGCGCUUCUGUAACAUCGUGCCCCUGGGCAUCUUCCGCGCCACCACUCAGGACACACUGGUGAGCGGCUACAACAUCCCCAAAGGCACCAUGGUCAUCACCAACCUGUACUCUGUGCACUUUGAUGAGAAGUACUGGUGCGACCCUGGAACCUUCUCACCACAUCGCUUCCUGGACAGCAAUGGAAACUUUGUCAGACGGGAAGCUUUCCUACCCUUCUCUCUGGGGAAGCGUCACUGUUUGGGCGAGCAUCUGGCCAGGAUGGAGAUGUUCCUGUUCUUCACCACCAUGCUGCAGCGCUUCCACCUGCAGUUCCCUCCCGGCACAGUGCCAAGCCUCACCCCCAAACUGGGCAUGACACUGCAGCCGCUGCCUUACUCCAUCUGCGCCGUCCGCAGGCAGCAGUGACAGAUUCUCAGAAGGCACAGCCCGAAGGGGUGAGGG